Messenger RNA from Bacillus rossius redtenbacheri, 4269 nucleotides. RefSeq names its product dachshund homolog 1-like. Gene Ontology annotation, cellular component: nucleus; transcription regulator complex. Lineage: Eukaryota; Metazoa; Arthropoda; Insecta; Phasmatodea; Bacillidae. Gene Ontology annotation, molecular function: DNA-binding transcription factor activity, RNA polymerase II-specific; RNA polymerase II cis-regulatory region sequence-specific DNA binding. The transcript is spliced from 13 exons. The coding region runs from base 51 to 1667 and encodes 538 amino acids. The record is from RefSeq and is a predicted model, not a curated record. Gene Ontology annotation, biological process: regulation of transcription by RNA polymerase II.
GGCAACCAUUACGACAUGCGCAAAACGUUGGGAAUUUCAACCCCUCGCAAAUGCAUGUGUCGGCCGCUUCUGCUGCAGUGAUGGUGAAAAACCACGAAAAUCUUCUCAUGAGUUCCACGCUGUGGACGACCGGUGUCAGGCGACCCAUGUGUUCGGUUCCCAGCCGCUGGGACCCAGGACUUAUCAGACCCGGGCGGCCGCCGAAGAGGGCCACGGUCGGCCUGUCCAUCGCGGCGUCGCACCUCAGCCACCACCACCAGCUCAAGAAGCACCGGCUGGACAACGGCGAGUACCCCGGCUACGAGAACGGCCACAUGGGAGACCCGCCGCGCAUGGAGAAGUCGCCGCUGCUCGCCAACGGCUACAACCACCCGCCCACGCACCUCAACCACAUGCAGUUCAUGGGGCUGAACCACCACCCGGCGGCCGCGCACACGGCCAUCCUGUCGCCGGCCGGCAUGCCCCACCCGGGGCUGGCGCGCGCCGACGGCUCCAUCAUCAAGAACCAGGGCAUCCCGGGCAUGGAGGCCAUCGCCAGGUCUGGCAUCUGGGAGAACUGUCGUGCCGCGUACGAAGACAUCGUGAAGCACUUAGAAAGGCUACGAGAGGAGAGAGGGGAAGCUGAGAGAGCGCUGGUUUUGGACCACAAAGUGAGAGACCUCAGCUCCCACAACGACUGGCGUUGGCAUGCCGCAGGCUCGUCGAACGGGCCGAGCCCCGUGCUGAACCUGUCCAAGUCGGGCGGCGGCUCGGGCGGCGAGCAGUCGGGCAGCGAGGCGGGCCACACGGGGCCGGACGACGACGAGGAGGACGACAACGCGAGCGACGUGGACGAGGAGGACGACAAGGACCAAGACCUGAGCGACGCCCCCGACCUGGGGGCGGGCAGCGCCCCCGGCAGCGACUCGCAGCACGCGCUCAACUACUCGACGCUGGCGGCGGCGGCGGCGGCGGGCGGCCAGGUGGUGGGUCCCGGCGGCAUGGUGGACCCCAGCCUGUCGUCCACCGAGACGCUGCUGAGGAACAUCCAGGGCCUGCUCAAGGUCGCCGCCGACAACGCGCGCCAGCAGGAGCGCCAGAUCAGCUACGAGAAGACCGAGCUGAAGAUGGACGUGCUGCGGGAGAGGGAGGUGAAGGAGAGUCUGGAGAGGCAGCUCCUCGACGAGCAGAAGAUACGAGUGCUGUACCAGAAGCGGCUGAAGAAGGAGCGCAAGGCCCGCCGGAGGCUGCAGGAGCAACUGGAGCUGGAGAUGAAGAGGCGCUCCCAGUUGGAGGAAGCCCUUAAAGCCAGCGGCGCCCCUCCUGACGCGCUGCGGAUGCUCAACGAGAGCGCCGGAGAGCACCGCGUCACGAGCGACCAAUCGGAGAGCCCGUACCCCCGCCAGCCGGCCAGCCACGUGGCAGAGCCGCCUAGCGAGAAGCAGUGGAACUACUCCGGACUGGACCUCAUGGGCUCCGGGGCAGCGUUCUGGCAGAACUACUCCGAGUCGCUGGCCCAGGAGCUGGAGCUGGAGAGGAAGUCGCGCCAGCAGCAGCAGCAGCAGCAACAACAACAGCAGCAGCAGCAGCAACAGCAGCAGCAGUCGGAGCGGGAGGUCAAGUCGCCGCUCCAAGAGUCCCGAGCCGGCUACUACAAGAACUCUGUGCUCUUCACCAGCGCCACCUAGUCGAGUGGUCACGUGAUCUGCGGCCUGCGCGCCGGAGAUGCGCAGCAGCACCACGCGCCGGCCCAACCGAUCUCAUUUCGACAGGCGUAGCUCUUGUCCUCGUGGGCCGAGGCGGCUGCGCUCCGGGGCGAAAACACAAAACAAACGAACCAAAAACAACUGUUCUUCGAACCGAGAGAACGAAAAUCGAGCGUAUUGUUUUAAACACCGUCCCGCUUUAUGGACAUCGCAUUUUUUUUUCUCUCUCUCUUUCUCUCUUUUUCGCAAAAACGAGCAUUUGCCACUCCUCCAGGAAAUGCAGGAAUUUCUUCGAAGCGAGUUACGCAAGAAAAUAACGAUGAAGUGUAAAAAUAAAUGUUGAUGAUAACACGCAUGUUCUUUUGUAUUAAUGUGUAUAGUUUUGUUCUCCGUGUUCGGAACACCCAUCAGUGUUCGUUUCAAGCGCCGAAGCUAAAGAGAAGACUUCGUCAGUGCUUGAAGCAGUUGUAUAAGAUAUUUAUUAAGAGAGAUGGAAACGAAAACGUCCCUGUGGAAUGUUUUUAAGUACUUUGGCACACGACGCAAAAAGACGAAAGAGUUUCGGCGUAGUGCUAGUGUAUUGAGUGUUUUAUCUGUGGAACUGUCAGCACCGUGAAAUAAUUUAGAAAAGAAGCAGUAUCUGUAGAAACUUUACACUAUUAUUAAGGUUUAAAAUGAUUAUUGAUAACGUUUAAAUCUUCAUCAAGCUGUAGGAAAGGUUGUUGCAUAUGAAUAUAUUAUAUGGUUAAUUGGACUAAUUAUGUUGUUUCUUUGGAUGGAGAAAGUGUUGAUGGUUCCCGACUCACCGGUGUUUACAAAACUUCGCUUGCGGAGUUUGAAUCAAAUUCGAGGACGGUUUUGUGAAGUAACAGAAGGAGAUGAUUUUCGGUCCGUCAGAAACGAGCUACAUAUCCGAUGACUUGUAGUGCUGAUUUAAAUUCAGUUUUAUGAGAUGUCCUACCAAUGGACACUUUCAUAACUGCUUAGCGGAGGAAAUGUGACGACCGUAUAUGCUGAGGCAUGUGUAGAAUUUUGUGCGCACCCCGAAGCGACGUGUGAAAUACAGACAUGUCGGCAUUCCGUUGGCGUUUCUUCCGAAACGACAGAUGCAUCUGAAACGUAACAUCUCAAAAAUUUUCUCUCAUGGCUGGCGACAUAUUUCUUCUUUUAGAAGAUUUGUGGCGGAUUCGGGAGAUUCUGAAUCAGUGACGUGCAUGGUUAUUGUAUCAAAUUUGGGAAGAACAGUUUAAACCCAGAACUGAAACAAUUGUGUGUCUGAACUUCUGAAAGGGGUACUUGCAAAAAAGACAGUUCUUUCAAGGGUCGUUAAAUGUGUGGUCUCCACAAAGAUAUCAUGUUGUGAGGAAAUAUUAGAUGAACUUAUUUGUCCUCUCACUAUAGCAGUUUCGUAGUUCUUAUACAGAUACACAUUUUCUCAGUAAACACUAAGCGAAAUAUCAAAUAAAAAGAUUAACUUUUAACGUGUUUUAGAGUUUGAUAAGGAAACCCCUGUCGCAAAUCCAGUAUAGCUAUUUCAAAUUCCAUUAGCAGUGUUUGAACCUUCCAUACGUGAGAAUGCGAAGUUUGUUGAAACAGUGCUGUGUUUGUAUACGUUAAUAAUUAUUUCAGAGACUACAGCACUGAGUUCAUUUCUUUCCGACAGCGAGAUUUUGUGAGAAAUGAAAGUGUAAGUUAUUUCUAACAAUGCAAUUUUAAUAUUUGAAGGUCCUAUGAUUUUGUUCGGCUGAUGUAUUACGUUUUUAAUAUCUAUGCUAAUUUAAGUGUAUAGUUUUAUUGGUAUUCAAAUUCUAAAUUGUAAACUUUUUAGAAAUUUUGUUGUUAAGAAUCGAUGUAAGCUAUGACAUGCUUAUGCACAUGUUGAAAUGACUAAGAAUAUGUGAAGGUUUUUUAUCUUGAAAAUUUAAGGGGAAUACAUGCUAACGAGUUUUUCAUGUAUGAACUAUUUAUAAAAAGAAUGUUAAAAUUUUUAACACUGAACAAUGUGUAAUUUGUGUUUAAUAAAUGUAAACAAAUUGUGAUGCUAAUACGUAUUGCAUGUGUGCUAUUACAGUAUAAUUGCUCUUGUUAUUAUAAUUAUUUAUUGCAAAGUAUAACAACCCUUUCCUUAACAUGUCUGUUAAAGUACACGUGUAGUCAAGUUCUCAUUCAAUUUGUUGGAGAUAUGUGAACGAAGGUUAAUCGUCUUCGCAGUGUAUAUAGUAGUGUAGCUAGACGAUUAUUUCUUAAUGGGAGCUUUUCUUAAUCAUUGCUCCAUUUUUGUUUUAACUCCACUUGCUUGGUAGAUAUAUAUGUAGAUUUUUGCAAGUUUGGAUGUCGAAGGCACAUCGUGCCAAAUAUCACAGCGAGAAAACAACCAAAAUGUAACUUUGUGCCAUCUUUUGUAGUCCUUCGUUCACAAAUCUUGGAAAGAUUUUUCUGACAGUGUUAUUUAAUAAUGAAACUAAACAUUCAAAAUACAAAAAAAAUGACCGGUAUUUUUUUGUAACUGUAUAUUUGUGUGUGCCUUGUAUAGUAGAGAGAAUACAAAAAAUAAUACUAAUUAAAAUCUCCAAAAAUACAGGCA